GUGAAUUCCUAGAUGACAGGUGAGCAGUACAUAAAAAUGGCAAUCAUAUGAGGUUAUUGAAGUGUACCUGAUAGAAAUGUACAACACUGGUAUCUAGAACAGGCGCAUGCCUGAUUGGGAAAGAGCUAGACCAGCAACUGAAGUUUCCCCUAACGAGACUGCACACAUGAAUGACACACCUUUGGAAUAACAAAAGCCAAACAUGCUGACCACCACUACAGGAAAAUUGAUAGGUAAGCAAACUAGGAAAAAUAGAUAGGUAUACAAAAUAGCAUAUCCUGAUCCGCUUUAAACUCCUGAUAACUAGUCUUUUCCCUGGAAUUAUUGACACUUGCAGACCCCUGCCUCUUUUUAUAGGAAGCCAGAGGACUGCUACCACAAUAGCACAAACCUUGAGCAAACCUCUAUUGCGCUACUCCCAACAAAGAAAGAGAUGGAGAGAGCACCUGAAGCGGAAGAACAGAAGUUAGCUAACCAAGUUGAUGAAGCUGGCCAUGCCGAGGAUAACACCUCCACACUAUGGCUAAGGCUGGGCCUUGAUGCACUGAGAAGUGAAGAAUCUAAGCCUCGGGAGGCCAAAACUGUGGCCACCCCUCAAAGGACAUUCUCUUGCAACUACUGCAUGAGGAAGUUCUUCAGCUCGCAGGCCCUUGGUGGGCACCAGAAUGCACACAAGAGGGAGAGGUGUGCAGCGAGGAAGUCUCACAGCUUUAAGCAACUGAUGAUGUGCUUUCCUCCUACUGCUUCCUUUAUCCAGCCUAUGAGGGUUAACCCCCACUCCACAAUUCUGACAGCACAAGAUGAAAGAACCGCUGCUGUUGUUGCAAAAUUUCAUGAAGGCCAAAUGAGAAGCUCGAUGCCUUUUGCAGCUGAAGGAGGUGGCGGAUUAGCAUGGCCAGGGAGCUUCAAAGGACGACCUCAGGAACCCAUAAAGCAACCGGAGCAAAAUAUUGACUUGAGCCUGCGUUUGUAAUCUGUAAUCUACAAUUAUUUGUAUAAAAUAUUUUCUUGGAAGUCACUACUUUUCAUCAGUUUUUUAGGUCAGGGAAUAAGA
This is a messenger RNA of Brachypodium distachyon (stiff brome), 1054 nucleotides long. Its product is annotated as zinc finger protein 7. Bases 434 to 973 code for a protein of 179 amino acids. Lineage: Eukaryota; Viridiplantae; Streptophyta; Magnoliopsida; Poales; Poaceae. The transcript has a single exon. The record is from RefSeq and is a predicted model, not a curated record.